AUGGCGAGGGCGUGGCCGUCCCUGCUGCUUCUCGCCUGGCACAGCAGUGCCCUCGUGCUCGAAGGCCCCGAGAGGAGGGCCCACAGGGCUGGCGGCUUGAGCCAUGCCUCGGUGCUCCAGCGUAUGAAGUACUGGAGGAGGGCCACGUCUGCAGUGCCGUCCACAGGGAAGUACCUGCUGUUCACCCCCGACGCUGGAGGCCUCAACAACAUCCGCAUAGGCUGGGAGAUGACAGGCAUCGUAGCCCUCCACACCGGCCGCACGCUGGUUCUGCCGCCCAAGACCCCCAUGUAUUUGCUGGACUGGGGGCCCUGGAACAAGGAGCUGGUGGGCGACACGUCCAAUUGGACUGGCAGCACCAGGGUGGAGGACCUCAUCGAUGUGACGCAGCUGAAAGGCGUAUUACCGACACUGACAAUGGAGGAGUUCGAGGCCGAGGCCGGCAUGAAGUGGCAUGAGGCCAGGGUCAAAGCAGAGAAAUCUCUGAGAUGGAUUCAUUUCAAGCAGGACAAUGUUCGCCUCUCGGAUUAUGAAGCGCUCACUGACAAAUUUAUCUUCAUGGACGGCAGCUCGCGGGAUGGAUUCAGACUUGGCCAGUGGUGGUUGCAGGGCGGGCCCGUCGAUGAGCUGCGCCCAGAGCUGACGGAGGCAGACUGGGGGCUGUUGCGCCAUGGCUUCGUGUGGCACCCGGACGCUUUCAACAUCGCCGAGAAGGCCGUGUUUUACCUCGGAAUGUUCGACUACGUGGCCCUCCACGCCCGGUUCGGUGACUUUGCGGAGCACCAGUCGCAGCGAACGCCAGACGAAAUCUACGAGAAUUGGAAGCCGCUUAUCGCCAACGCGUCCGCGCUUUACGUGGCCACUGACCGGCAGGGGCAGUUCGACGGCUUCGCCAAGCGCCACGGUGUGAAGUUGGUGAUGUGGCCAGACUUGUUCGAAUCUGCCACAGGCAUGCUUCUUUCCGAGGAGAAGCAACUGUACACCCCCGAGAGGUUCUUCAAGCUUACUGGCCUGGUGGAGGAGCUGAUCUGCACGUACGCAAAGGUCUUCGUCGGAACCGACCGCUCGAGCUUCACGGGCCACAUCCAGCGGAUGCGCAUCCACGCAGACGCACCCGUCACCAAGCGCCUCACGCACACAGACGGCGACCCGUCGCUCAGCGAGGCCGGAUCGCAGUCGGCGCGCGAGAUACAGGUGCCAUUGGACGAGAUCCAGCAGUCGAUCCAGAAUUGGGAGACGCGGGACUGGCUGGUCCCGCCCAUCAGCCAGGGCGAGCAGUUCAGGCAGAGAACGGUCUCCCUCAAGCGCGAGCGUCCGUGA
Messenger RNA from Prorocentrum cordatum, 1320 nucleotides. Lineage: Eukaryota; Dinophyceae; Prorocentrales; Prorocentraceae. The record is from the annotation of a GenBank genome assembly.